UCCUCAUAUCGGGGCCCACAACCCCCGGAUUUUGGGGAGGGGAAAGUGCACAAAACUAUCCUCCUCCUCUCUGUCUCCUCCACUCCCCCACGCCACCGCUCGCCGCCGCCGCCGGCUCAGCUUCUCCUCCUCCUCCGCCGCCGCCGCCGCCGUCCUCGGGUGAAGCAGCGCAGUUCGGAGGAGGGAGGCGGAGGGGGUUUGUUCGCCAACCUAGCUCGCUCGCUCAGCUGCCGAGCUCUUCUUCGCUGGUAUGGUGGCCCGCUUCUCCUCUUCCUUUUGUUUCCGUGUGAAUCUCCUACUACUGCUGCUGCUGCUACUACUACUACUACUAAUUCUAGUUUUUGCUCCCUUCAAUCCAAGCGCUAUGAAUAUUCUUGGUCUUUGAGAGAUGAAAUUUUAGUGAUAUCAGCUGCUAGAGGAUAGACUGAAGUAACUUUCAACAAUUAUAGAAUGGGUGGUUGCUGUUGUUCAUCGACAAGAUCUGCAUCCGUCGGAGCACCAGUUUAUAUCUAUCAUCAACAAAAUCCGGCCUCUACAAUUGUUGCAAUAGACAAAAAUCUGGAUACAUCCACUCCUGACACUUACCGAGCACCACCUACACCUUUGCCUUAUGAUGUUGGUCUAGUGUUGAAAGAUAACCCUGAUUUGGAGAAGACAGGCAUCAAGAGGAAAAUUCAUGAACAUAAGGAGUCCUUAAUGAUGGAUGAUAAUGAGUCAUUGCAAAAAUGUGUCUCUGAAGAUAAGCCUGAUGAGGAGGAUGUUUGCCCAAUCUGUCUUGAAGAAUAUGAUGAAGAAAAUCCCCGCUCUAUGACUAAAUGUGAGCAUCAUUUUCAUCUUUGCUGCAUACUUGAGUGGAUGGAGCGGAGUGAAACUUGCCCAGUUUGUGACCAGAUAACCAUGAUAAAUGCGAUGUAUGAAUAGCCUUGGUGGCCCUGGUGGAUCCUCUCUUGAAGCUCAUGCUUAUUCAGUCGGUUUGGCAGAAGUCAUUUGAUGGGGAAGCACAAUGAGCAACUGCUCUGCUCUCGACAUUGGUUUGGUCUUUUUUGGUGGAAGGAGUGAAAUUAAGGAGACAAAUGACAUGAAAUGUUCUGGCCAACACUGUUUUGUACCUUUGUUGCCAAUCUUUGGCUAAUUUAUAGCAAGUAGCAACAGGAGGAUUAGGAAAAUGCUUGGAUGCGAUAUACAUACCGGUCACAUGAUCAUUCAGUCAUUCGGUUCAAAGUCCAAACAUUAAAAAUCAGCUCUUUUUUUGUUUAAACUUAGGACGAAUGUUACUUCACUUCUAAUCCAGUUAGUGUCUGUGUAUAUCAUACAUAACAUAGGUGAAAAAGAAAAAUUGGUCGUAGUCUCUCAGUCUAGGCUUCAUUUGUAUAAUACUUCUAGUUGGACAAGCUCCUGAAUACAUCCCUUCCUAUUUCCUAUA
Oryza sativa Japonica Group (Japanese rice) is the source of this 1423-nucleotide messenger RNA. NCBI's taxonomy places the organism in Eukaryota, Viridiplantae, Streptophyta, Magnoliopsida, Poales, Poaceae. The record is from RefSeq and is a predicted model, not a curated record.